Molecule: messenger RNA, 1488 nt
Organism: Panicum virgatum (switchgrass)
Lineage: Eukaryota; Viridiplantae; Streptophyta; Magnoliopsida; Poales; Poaceae
Product: scarecrow-like protein 34
Exons: 1
Coding region: 1-1488 (495 amino acids)
Biological process (GO): regulation of DNA-templated transcription
Cellular component (GO): nucleus
Molecular function (GO): sequence-specific DNA binding; DNA-binding transcription factor activity
Source: RefSeq, a predicted model, not a curated record
AUGGCCACCACACCAGAGGAAUUCUUCGUCAAGGGUCUUAUGGAGCAGUCACAACCACCCCUUCUCGAGAAGUCCAGUGGCAUGAGUGAGGGCUGUCAACAGCAUGUCGUCCCUAAUGACAUGAUGCUCCCUUACAUCUCUCACAUGCUCUUGGAGGAUGACAUUGAUGAUAAUGAGCUCAAUGAUCACCCUGCUCUACUCCAGGUGCAGCAACCCUUUGCUCAAAUUAUCUCCUCCUCUUCCUAUGGUGCUAACACCAGUAACACAGACAGUGCCAAAGAUUUAUUGCAAGAUGGCAGGGAUGAUGAUAGCACACUCAACCUCAACUCAGCCUUAUCCAAGGGUACCGACGCAAUUCGGGCGUUCCUAAAAGGCAUGGAAGAGGCAAACAUGCUCUUGCCCAAAGACAACAAGCAGUUUAGAGGGGGUGUGCAGGUGAAUCAGAUGGUCCAGAAAAGCAGCAAUCAUAGUGGGGAUAAGAAGAGGUAUAAUAGGGAUAACCAUACGGAGGAAGAAAUAAGGACCGGCAAAGCUGCAAAGAUGAUCAAGGAUCCAGAGGAGAAUUGUGCCAAUGAGAUGCUUGAUGAAAUGAUGUUGCAUGCCUAUGAUACAUGCAUCAAGGGCAUGGGGAAGCUGCAUGUCUCCAUGGACACCAAGGUGGAUAAGGGAAACAGGAAGAAAUAUAACAAGGCGGCGAAGAACAAUAUGGUGGACAUACGCACAUUGCUAAUAUCUUGUGCGCAGGCCGUGGCAACAAACAACCACAUGAGGGCACGGGAGUUGCUAAUGGAAAUCAAGCAACAUGCAUCGGCAACAGGGGAUGCCACACAACGGGUAGCUCUGUGUUUCACCAAGGGGCUAGAGGCACGGCUAGUGGGUGCAGGUAGCCUGCUUUGGGAGGAUGUUCGCAUCGAAGACUUGAACACCAACACAGAUGAGGUGCUUGUCGUGAAUGACCUCUUCAGUUUUAGCACCUUGAUGGACGAGAGUGUAUUCUUUGACAGACAAAGCCCUAGGGAUACCUUCCUCAGUAACAUCAAGAAGAUGAGGCCCGACGUGUUCAUCCAGAGCAUUUUGAAUUGUUCAUGUGGUUCCUCAUUCGUGGCACGGUUUCGAGAGGUGAUGUCCUACUACACGGCACUAUUUGACAUACUGGAUGCAACCAUGCCAAGGGAGAGCAAAUCUCGAGUGGUGCUGGAGCAGUUCGUGCUUGGUCGUCCUGCACUUAACAUCAUCGCCUGUGAGGGACUAGACUUGGCGCAACGCCCUGAAAAGUAUAGGCAAUGGCAGGUGAGAAACCAACGGGCAGGGCUGAGGCUGCUGCCAUUGAAAUCAAGAAUUGUAGAGGUCGUAAAAGAUGCAGUCCAGAAGCACCACCACAAGAACUUUUUGAUAUGUGAGGAUGGCCAUUGGCUUCUACAAGGGUGGAAGGGGCGCAUCCUAUUUGCGCACUCGUGUUGGUGGGUAGCCCAAGACACCUCUCAAUGA